GCGAGAGAGCCUGCCAUUCUGCCUGCGAUGUUCGUCCCAGCCGCUGCAUCCAAAUCGAUGCUCUCCUCGCCCAUUGCAGUAAGAGAGUCCACCCGUAAUACAGGCACCCGCGAUCAAUCAUACCCGCGAUCGGCCUCGGCCUCUUCCGGCACUUUUCCUCCCUGCAUGCCCUUCCGCUUACCCCUCCGCUUAGCUCCAGAUGCCGUCGUCCACGUCCAAACACGCCCCCGUCAUCCUCAUUACCGGCACUCCCGGAACGGGCAAGACAACCCACGCACAACUCCUCGUCGAAGAGUCCCCCCUGCCCCUACGCCACAUCAAUGUAGGAGACCUCAUCAAGGACAAGGCCCUCUACGAAGAGUACGACGAGGAGUGGCAGAGCUAUACCGUUGACGAGGACAAGCUGCUCGACGAGCUAGAACCCCUCGUCUCCGCCGGCGGGGUCAUCUUGGAUUGGCACACGGUCGACAUUUUCCCUGAACGAUGGGCCGAUCUCGUCGUCGUACUCCGCUGCGAUCACACGAAAUUAUGGGACCGCUUGGAGAAAAGAAAUUACCCGCUCAAAAAGAUCCAGGAAAACAACGAAGCCGAGAUCAUGGAGGUUGUCCUUGACGAAGCAAGAUCGUCCUAUGCGCCAGAAAUUGUCGUCGAGCUGAAGAGCGAAGGCACAGACGACCUAGAAUCAAAUGUCUCGCGCGUCGUACAAUGGAUCGAAGCAUGGAGACAGGAUCACUCCGUGUCAGAUUAACAAGUGCCUAGUACGGUACUAUCAAGCAGGCAGCUACAUCGCGGUGCCUACAUUAUGCAAUCUAAAGGUAGGUAGUGACCGCAUCAACGUCACUCACGGGCCUGUGUACACCCACACUCCUCGGCGGUCCUGCAACGGAAGGCCUUCUCGAUGCUCCGCCUCACUGCGUUCGCGCUUCGCCGUCUUCUUCUUCCCUUCGGCAAUCCUGACUUUUUCAAAGUAGACGUAGCUGCAUUGGAACCAAUGAGUACCACGAUGUACUUAACAAUCAUAAAACGUACGCGGCAUAGUAUGUGCCGUUCGAAGCA
Molecule: messenger RNA, 1056 nt
Organism: Postia placenta MAD-698-R-SB12
Lineage: Eukaryota; Fungi; Basidiomycota; Agaricomycetes; Polyporales; Adustoporiaceae
Exons: 3
Coding region: 200-748 (182 amino acids)
Cellular component (GO): nucleus; cytoplasm
Molecular function (GO): ATP hydrolysis activity; AMP kinase activity; ATP binding
Source: RefSeq, a predicted model, not a curated record